AUGGACUCCCUUGUUGACCUGUUGAUUGUUGGUGCUGGUCCGGCUGGAUUAAUGCUAGCCUUAUGGGCGAGUAAAUUCAAUAUGAGGACGAGGAUUAUCGACGAAAAGAAUGGUAGGGUGUCUACUGGUCAUGCUGAUGCCCUGCAUUCGAGGACGCUUGAGAUAUUUCACAGUUUCGGCAUCGUGCAAGAUUUCAUGUCCCGUGCAUAUCACAUCAACGAGAUUUGCUCUUGGAAUCCCGACCCUAGUAAUGGGGAAGAAAUAAGGCGGACGCAAAGAGUGGUGGCACAACCAUCCCAUUUGAGCCGGUUCCCUCAGUCAAGUCUGAGUCAGGGGACGACCGAGCAAAUUCUAGAAUCCGGAAUCAGGUCCGAAGGAAAAGUCGAAGUUGAGAGGAACACUGUUCCGAUAACGCUUCGCCUCGAAGAGAAAGAAGGGUACCCAAUCCUUGUUACCCUACGUAAAAUUGGCGAAAAUGAGUCAGCACGAACGACCAACACUUCGAGCAGAAAAGACGAUGAGAUUAUCAGGGCAAAGUACUUAGUUGGAUGCGAUGGCAGCCAUAGUUGGGUUCGAGAUCAGGUUAAUAUGCCUAUGGAAGGACAAAGGACCGAUACUCAUUUUGGGGUCAUGGACAUAAUACCCCUGACCAACUUUCCUGAUAUUCGGAAGUCAUCCGUGAUACACUCUAAGAAUGGAAGUGUCAUGACAGUGCCCCGAGAGAACCGUCUCGUCCGUCUGUAUGUACAACUAGGCGAGACUGCCCAGGGGAGUCGCCUAGUUAACCCAAAAGACGUUACCCCUGAGAUGAUUCUUACUUAUGCCCAGAGGAUAUUCAAGCCGUACCAACUGGACUUCAGGGUAUGCGACUGGCACUCUGUUUAUACUGUCGGGCAACGGUUAGCACCAAGAUUCGACUAUAAGAAUAGAAUAUUCCUGGCCGGCGAUGCCGUGCAUACGCACUCUCCUACUCUUGGCCAAGGCAUGAAUGUUUCAAUGCAAGAUACGUUUAACCUUGGCUGGAAACUCGGAUCGGUAAUAACUGGGGUUGCUAGCCCCAAGAUCCUUAGCACGUACAACGACGAAAGGCAUCACGUAGCCAAGACAUUGAUUGAUUUAGAUAAAGAGAUGACCGGGUUUUACUCUAACGGCCCUAGCAAGGAGUCUGAGGACUACCAAUCAUUCAGGGACUGCUUCUCCCGCUUUCUUAGUGGUGUCGCCAUAAGUUAUGGUCCGAAUGCGCUCAUCGCUGACAGGAGUGAACAGGGCCUAACAGAAGAAGUUAGGCUCGGUCAACGCCUACCUUCUCAUAAGGUUGUUUGCAAUGCAGAAGGCAAUCUUGUACAUUUAUCGGACUUCUUCCCUAGUAAUGGCGCCUGGAGGAUCCUUAUUUUUGCCGGUGACGUUGGAUCACAGUCUCAGUUCGACAUAGUACAAAAAAUAGGGGCUAGCCUUGAGAAAUUUGUCAACCAGUUUUCAUCCUUCAACAACCCCAUCAUUGAAGUAUUCCUCAUCCAUGCUGGUACGAGGGAUUUCAACAUACUUGACCUUCAUCCGGUAUACCACCCCUGGAAUGACAAGUUGGGAUGGGAUUACUGGAAGGUAUUUUCGGACGACGUGGGGGAUUUUGAGCCGUGUCGAUCACCCUAUGAAAUGUACGGCGUUGACAAGCAACGGGGAUGCAUGGUAGUUCUGCGCCCGGACCAACACGUUUCGUUUAUCGGUCCACUGGCAGAUUUCGAUAACAUCCAGCGAUUUCUCAGUAACGUUCUGAUCUUCAGGAGAGAAUGA
Messenger RNA from Hypoxylon trugodes, 1791 nucleotides. RefSeq names its product FAD binding domain-containing protein. Bases 1 to 1791 code for a protein of 596 amino acids. Gene Ontology annotation, molecular function: FAD binding. The record is from RefSeq and is a predicted model, not a curated record. NCBI's taxonomy places the organism in Eukaryota, Fungi, Ascomycota, Sordariomycetes, Xylariales, Hypoxylaceae. The transcript has 7 exons.